GAUGUGUGACACCUAGGAGUGUAAGGAGACGUUCACGCGGAUCCAGCUAGAGAGGAAAAGUAAUAAGAUUCAGAGUAUUCUUUGUUCACACUUGACUGGAAGGAUGGUCGGUUUAAAACUUUUGUCACACAAGAUGAAGAGAAGAGGAAACCAUCCCUAUGCAGUAGGAGUCCUCUUUGGGUUCCUCUUGGCUGUCUUUCCUGGCAGUAGUGCCUGUCCUAAGUUUUGUGCCUGCUAUGUACCGACUGAAGUCCACUGCACCUUCCGGUAUCUUACUACCAUCCCAUCGCAGAUCUCCCAAAAUGUGGAACGCAUCAAUUUAGGUUACAACAAUUUGGUUAAACUGACUGAGACAGAUUUUUCUGGCCUGGAGAAACUGGAAUUGUUGAUGUUGCACAGUAAUCAGAUACAUACAAUUCAAGACAAGACAUUCUCUGAUUUACAUUUGUUAAAGAUCUUAAAGAUGAGCUAUAAUCAAAUCAAAGUUAUUCAAGCAGACAUAUUUCAUGGUCUCAUGGCUUUAGUGCGUUUGCACCUGGAUCAUAAUAAAAUUGAAUUUGUAAACCCAAAAGCUUUCUAUGGUCUCACAUCGCUGAAGUUAGUGCAUUUGGAAGGAAAUUUACUUAAACAACUUCAUCCAGAUACGUUUGUCACUUCGUGGUACCUCAAAGUGUUCAGAACAUCUGCCAUAAAGCAUAUCUACCUUUCAGACAACUUCCUGACUUCUCUGCCACAAGACAUUUUCUCAUAUAUGUCUGAACUAGAAAGUCUCUAUCUUCAUGGAAACCCUUGGACUUGUGAUUGUGCUUUGAAAUGGUUUGCCAAAUGGGCAGAAAGACAUUCAGAUGUUGUAAAAUGCAAAAAAGGCAAAGAGGCCACAGAUGCACUGCAAUGCCCAUUGUGCACCAACCCCAGGAUUUCUAAAGAGAAACACUUAACUAAAAUUCCACUGUCUUCAUUUAAUUGUAGUAAACCAAGUAUAGACACAGAUUUAAAAUUGAAAACUGUAACUAUAAUAGAUGAUGGAGAAUUCACUUCAGUGUCUCCCAAAGAUUUUAUGGCUCCUAUAGGAUCUAUGUCAUUAAACUUAAUAGACCAAACAGGAAAUCAAGCAAAUAUAGCUUGUAAUGUACAGAAACCUUCAAAAAUGUCUCCAGUUAUAUUUACAAAAAAUGAUAACAACACACUACUUGAAAUAUCAUUGUCAACUUUUCUUAAGUGUAGCAUUGACCACAAUCAUAUUCAUCAAUUGUGGAGCAUUCUUGCUCUUUAUAGUGAUUCUCCACUAAAAUUGAGAAGGGAACACUUAUUAACAGAAAUGCCUUAUACCAGUUACAAGUACAAACAAACAGCCUCUAAAAAUGAAGAACUUUUCACUGACAUAGAAGCUGAACUGACAGCUGAGCCUCCUUGGUUGAUGCAGAGUCAAGUAUCAAUGCAAUUGGAUAGGACCGCAACUACACUCAAUAUGCUGCAUAUCCAAUAUUCAAUAGAUGCUCAAAUCAUUCUUCCUGAUGAUGUCCCAAAGCCCACCAAACAAACAUGGGCCAUGAUCUUACGAGAGAAGAAUUCCAAAACUGAAUAUUCUGUUUUAGUCAAUGGUUCUGUAGAAUUGGAUUGCCAAGCAAUUGGAGACCCUGCCCCUGUAGCUGAGUGGCUGUUACCUGAUGGGACCAAAGUUAAGGCUCCAUAUAUAAGUGAAGAUGGAAGAAUAAUGAUAGAAAAAUCUGGUAAGCUCUUACUACAUUCAGCAGAUCAUUUUGACACUGGACUUUAUCACUGUAUAGGAACCAACUAUGAAGAUGCCGAUAUCUUAACUUUUAGAAUUACAGUAAUAGAUUCAAGUUUGAAGCACAACCUUUUAAAUGGACCACAACUUUCAGUGUUUUUAGGUGAAAUUGUUGAUCUUCCCUGCCUUUCUACAGGUGUACCAGAUGCCUCUAUUAAUUGGGUCCUACCAGGAAACAUAAUUCUUCAUAGUUCUUUUAAAAAUAAACUUCUGUUCCACAAUGGAACAUUAAAAAUACAACCAAUAGCAGGACAAGACAAUGGCCAUUUCAUGUGUAUAACAGCCAAUAAAUAUGGUAUAGAUUAUUUAGUUUACCAAGUACUUGUUAAAAGAAAUUUGAGCAAGUCACAACAACUCACAAAAAAAGAUACUCAGGUACAUAGUGAAGCAACAGAAGGAUCUGGCAACCAAGAACAUGACUUUAAUGGGCAAAUUACAUUUUUUCCUUCUACUGUUCCUGCUGAGGUAACCAACCAAGCAUCCAUGCAAAAUUCAUUUACAAAUUAUUUCAUAAAAAAUAAAACCAAAAACAUGUACAAAGAAGUCUACAGGAUCAAUAGAGGCAAGAUUAGCAGAAGGUUCAGAGGACAAAAGAGAUUUGGUCUCUCUACCAAGAGAAUCAAUCCAUUGCACUGGGCGACAUUUUUAGAAAAAACAAGAAAUAUCACAUUGUUAAGAAGACAAGAAAAUAUAACAGUAAAACCAACAGAAAAGUUAUUUCUGUCUUCAAGGAGCUCAGGAAAUGAAGAAGAGAUAUCUGGGGAUGACAUAUUAGCUGAGGAAGAACUUAUGUUUCUAGCAACUAGAAGACCUUCAAAAUACACUUUGAGAGAAGCAUCAGGAAAUGUAGUGACAGCAAAACUUGGAAGUAUAUCAGAUAAUUACAGCUCUUUUGCAACACAUAUCAUAGUUACAGAAUCAGAACCUUCAGCAACCAGUUCUAUGGUUAUGGACUCUGAGACACCUACAAACCAGAAUUGGCUAAAUAAACCAAAACCUGAAAUGAAAGGAAUAAGUCUUGAAAGAUAUCAGACACUUCCUACACCACCAACCCUGAUGGAAGUAACAAUGCCCUUAUUGUUUAAAGAACCCAACAGUGCAGCAAACACUUCAAAUUCUUUUCAGAGAUUGGUAACAUCUGAAGACAUUAAUGUCUAUUUUAAAAGCAAACCAACAGUAACACCAACAUUGGCUAUUAUUAAUAAUAGCAAACUUAUAAUUUCACACAAAAUUAUUGAAAAACCUGAUUUAUUGGCAGAAAAUGCUGAGAAAGCAUCAAAAAAAUCAAGCCAUCAAGUGCCCUCAGCAGCAAUCAGUUUGUCUAAUGACAGUGGCUAUAUUUAUAAUGGAAAAAAAAUAACAUUUCAGGUAUCUCCAGGUUCAGCCAUUCUUGCCCAUCAACAGAUUGAGGUAGUGAAGGAUUCUGCAACUCAUAGUCCAUUCCCCAGAUGGUUUAGCAGACGAAGAAAAACCUUUGGAAGAAGACGAAUAAUUAGACCUGACCGUAUUCCCAGUAAUGCAGGGCAUAGAUUUGCUUUUCCUAGAUCAGGGUUUGUUCCAGAAAGCUCAAGUCUUACAUUCCCUGCAGAAAUAAGCAUACCAACUGCUUCUGUUGAAUCAUUUACCCCACAAACAUUGAUCAAACCCCAGUAUCCAAAAUCAACAAUUUCAAGUCACACUGUGAUAUCCUCAAAUAACAAGAUAGAUACAGAUGAGGUGUAUGAAGCUUCUACAAUUAUUCCCUUCUACUCUAAAAGCACCCAAAUUGCACCACAAAGAAAAAUAAAAUCAGAUACACAUCAAACAAUCCCUGAUAUAGAUCCAUCAGCUAACAUUCAAUUCACAACCAGUAUCCAUAAAUCUAAGUUUAACAUGAAAAGUACAUUUACCAAAGCACCUUUCAUGAUCAAAUCCACUAUUCCCUCCUUUAGUAUCCAUGAUGUCUCUUCUAGUGUUUCAAAUGGAGAAAUACCUUCACAUAAUUAUUUUGUUACCAACUGUGUUCAAAAAGAGCUACUGCAGAAGCAAUCCAUAAUACAAACAAAACCCUCAUCUGAAAUAUCUGCUACAGAUUUUCACAUCUCAGGACCAACUUACAAAAAUUCAUCAAUAUAUGAAACUGAAGUUUCCAAAAGUGACAAUCAAGCCAAUGUUCCUAUAGACUUAAUUAAACAUAUCAGUGAGAACGUAUCAUUACUAGAAGACAAUCCAAUAGUAUCACUCAGUACUAUAGAAUCACCAUCUUCAGCCCCUAUGUACAACUUUAUUACUGAUGUUAAUAAAAGAACUGAUACUACAACCAUCCAUCAGAUUCAUACUCUUACUACCACUGUUGCAAACAAGAUUUCCAAACUCAGAACAUUUCGACGACAUAGAAAGAAGGGUCAAAGGAGGAGAAGACCUUUGCAGAAGUCAAUACCUUUCCAUAGAAUCAUUUUGGUCAAUAAAGAAUUUGUCACACCCUUAAAAAAAAUUAUUCCUUCUCCUGUUAUGAAAAAUGUAACUGAACCUCCUAAUCUCAAACUGACUGAAUUGUUUUCAAAAUUCACCACUAUGGAUAUAGUUACAGUUACAGCACAAUCACCAGUUCUUAGCACAGCAGAUAUAAAAAAAGACAACACAUUCUUAAAUAUUGCUCAGGAAUCCCUUGGAAAUGCUUACACCAUUAAACCACCAAUGGUACUGUUAUCUGAAAAACAUUCAUCUACAACUCCACAGUUUGAAAUGUCAUGGGAUACAACAAAGAUAAGCCCAGCAUUACCAGAUGCAACCUUGGUAACAACUGGACCAAAGUUUACUAAAGUAGCUCAAACUACUAGACAAGCAGAUAAGGAAUCUUACCAGUAUGUGGGGCUAACUGCAAUUCCAAAAACACAAAUAACAAAAACAGCUCUUCAUGUGAAAAAUGAAAUAAAUCCACAGAUUCCUACUAAUGCAAUUUACUUGACUACUAGUCCAUUACUAUCCCAAGCAAGGCUCAUCCAAACUACACAAACCACUUCAUCUCCCAGAUGGGAUAAAAUUUCACGGCAGUUUCCAUUUUCUAAAAUCAGAGAUAUUGGAAAACCACUCAUAAUGGAGACAUUCACAGUAUUAAAAUCACCUCAAAGCUCCACCCUGUAUACUCCUUUAUGGAAGACAGAUAAAAACAAUUACAUCAGAAACUGGUCUGAAAGAACAGGCCAGGCAGCCACCACUACCAAUCCAGAAGAUUUAAAUUCAUUCUAUCAGAUCAGAUUGGCAAAACCCAGAAUAAGUGGAGGAAAAUUUGCAAUGUUUACUGUCCUGGCUAAUUCAGAUGCUUUCAUUCCAUGUGAAGCCAGUGGUAAUCCCAAACCAACCAUUCAUUGGACCAAGAUAUCAGCAGGAGCUGAUGCAUCAAAAAACAGACAUGCUAGUAACAGAUUUGAGAUUCUUCCCAAUGGUACACUCUCCAUUCAGAAUGUCAACAUCCAGGAUCGUGGACAGUACUUGUGUAUGGCUGCCAAUCAACAAGGUUCAGACAAGCUUCUGGUCACUUUGUCUGUGGUUACCUAUCCACCAAGAAUUCUAGGGAAAAGUUCCAAGAUCAUUACAGUUCACUCUGGCAAGCCAGCAGUUAUGAAGUGUGCCUCCGAAGGCCAUCCCAUUCCUUCUAUAACUUGGAUCCUUGCAAACAAAACUCAUAUUUCUGCUUUUUCAAUAGAAAAUGAGGCUGUUUCUCUACACUCAGAUGGCACUUUACUCAUCAAGAAAGUUAGUGUUUAUGACAGAGGGAUAUAUACCUGCAGAGCAGAUAAUCCAAUUGGCUCAGAUACUAUGGCAAUACGGUUGCAAGUCAUUGCUCCACCACCCAUUAUACUGGAAGAUAAGAAGCAAUUUAUACUAGAAACUAUGGGGAGAAGUUUGAAGUUUCCUUGCACUGUCAAAGGAGACCCUCAUCCAACUGUUCACUGGGUCUUCCCUGAUGGAACAGAGGUGAAACCACUGCACUAUCUAAGUGACAAGGUUUUUUUGUUCCCCAAUGGAACGCUUCUUAUCAAAAAUAUAGUUCCUUCUGACAGUGGUAAAUAUGAAUGUAUAGCUACAAGCUCCACUGGUUCAGAAAGGAGAGUAGUGCUACUUCAAGUGGAACACCGAGAUAUAAUACCCCAAAUUGCUGCUACAUCCCAAAGAUGGACUCAGCUGAAUUUUGGGAAUAGGUUACUUCUGAAUUGCUCAGCUAUAGGGGAGCCAAAACCCAGGAUAAUGUGGAGAUUACCUUCCAAAGCUGUUGUUGACCAAUGGCACAGAAUGGGAAACCAAAUCCAUGUGUAUCCCAAUGGAUCCUUAGCUGUUGAGUCAAUCACAGAAAAGGAUGCAGGCAAUUAUAUUUGCGUAGCACGAAACAGAAUGGGCGAUGAUUUGACCCUUUUGAAAGUCAGUGUGACAAUGAAGCCUGCAAAAAUUGAUCACAAACAGUAUUUUAAGAAACUGGUACCUUAUGGAAAAGACUUCAAAGUGGAUUGUAAAGCUUCAGGAUCUCCUGAGCCAGAAAUAACUUGGAGUUUGCCAGAUGGUACAACAAUCAAUAAUGCAAUGCAAGCCGAUGAUAGUGGACAUACACUGAAGAAGUAUACUCUGUUUGACAAUGGGACUCUAUAUUUCAAUAAGGUUGGAAUGAUGGAAGAGGGGGAUUACACUUGCCAUGCUCAAAAUACACUGGGAAAAGAUGAGAUGAAAGUACAGAUAAAAGUGGUUGCAGCUGCACCUCGUAUCAAGCAGAAUUUAAAGGCCUAUGCAAAGAUAAAAACAGGAGAUGAUGCGUUCUUUGACUGUGAUGCUAUAGGGGAACCUAAGCCAAAAAUAUUUUGGCUGUUGCCUUCUAACAAUAUGAUUUUAGCUUCUUCUACUCAGAGAUAUAUUCUCCAUAUCAAUGGGUCAUUGUCAAUCAUUAAAGUAAGGCUUUUAGAUGCUGGAGAAUAUAUAUGUGUGGCACGCAAUCCUGGUGGAGAUGAUACCAAGGUUUAUAAACUGGAUGUAAUCUCUAAACCACCUCUGAUCAAUGGUCUGUACUCUAACAGGACUGUCAUUAAAGCAACAGCUAUAAAACACUCAAAAAAACAAAUAGCUUGUAAUGCUGAAGGAGAUCCCGCACCCCAGAUUAUGUGGAUCAUGCCUGACAAUAUUUUCUUAACAGCCCCAUACUAUGGAAGUCGGAUAACUGUACAUAGAAAUGGGACUCUUGAAAUUCGCAAUGUAAGAUCUUCAGAUACAGCAGAGUUUAUUUGCAUAGCACGUAAUGAUGAGGGAGAAAGCAUGCUGGUAGUCCAUUUGGAAGUGCUUGAGAUCCUAAGGCGCCCGGUUUUCAGGAACCCAUUUAAUGAGAAAGUCAUAGCAAAACCUGGAAAAACCAUGUUCUUGAAUUGUUCUGUUGAUGGAAACCCACAUCCUGAGAUAAUUUGGAUAUUACCAAAUGGUACACGGUUCUAUGUUGGUAUUAGAACACUCCGGUUUUAUUUGGGAAGCAAUGGCACUCUUGUUAUCAAUAGACUUUCAAAAGCAGAUGCAGGAAAAUACAGGUGUACAGCUAAAAAUCAAGUAGGCUACAUUGAAAAGUUGAUCAUAUUGGAAACUGGUGAAACACCCACAAUUGUUUUCCACUCAGGAGGGACAAUAAAAAGCAUGAAUGGGGAAUCUUUAUUGCUUCACUGUCUUGCUGCUGGAAGUCCCAAGCCAAACAUUAUAUGGACACUUCCCAGUGGCUUUCUCUUAGACCGGCCUCAAAUUAAUGGGAAGUAUACAUUACUGGAGAAUGGUACCUUACUUAUUAGAGAAACCAAUAUUCAUGAUAGAGGAAAUUAUAUGUGCAAAGCUCAGAACUAUAUUGGUGAUUCAAGGGUAGUUGUUUUUGUAACAAUUGUGGGACAUUCACCAAGGAUUACAAAACGACCCCCAAGGAAUAUUCACACUGUGUCUGGGUUGGCGAUUCGGCUUCAUUGUAUGGCAUUUGGGAUACCAGAUCCAGAAAUUACAUGGGAGCUGCCUAACCAUUCAUUAUUUCUCACAGGCAUCAAAGGUCAACUAUCUGGAAGUGAGAUUCUUCAUCCACAAGGAACAUUAAUAAUUCACAAUCCAAAUUCAUCAAAUUCAGGCAUUUAUAAAUGUGUGGCUAAGAAUCAGUUUGGCAGGGAUUUCACAGUGACAUAUGUUCAAGUUAUUACAAUUGGGAAUAAAGUCUAAAAUGGACUAUUUGGCUUUCAAAGAUGUUUAAUCAAAACCAGUCAAAAGACAUUUCAAUUUUGGUGCUAUUACAAUUCUAACUUUACAGUUAUCAAGCUAAAAGACAUUUAAGUUUGAGAAGAUUUUGCAUUAUGACCUAGUGUUGAUUUUAAGACAUUAUUAAAAAGUAACCUUAAAAACUUAAGGCACUUAAGUUUCCAACAAAAAUAACAGUGAAAAUGACAACAUAUUCUCUAAAGAUACUUGCAAUACAAAAUAUUUAGCACAAUAAUGGAUUUUUUAAAUGCUAGUUUUUAUUUCCCACUUGAUAGUACUGUAUAAACAUCAUAAAGUUAUUGAAAAAUAUGAUUGCUGGUUUCAUUUAUAAUUGAUGCAAAUGACCAUUUUUAAA
Messenger RNA from Notechis scutatus (mainland tiger snake), 8381 nucleotides. RefSeq names its product immunoglobulin superfamily member 10 (gene IGSF10). Lineage: Eukaryota; Metazoa; Chordata; Lepidosauria; Squamata; Elapidae. The record is from RefSeq and is a predicted model, not a curated record. Gene Ontology annotation, molecular function: protein binding. Gene Ontology annotation, cellular component: extracellular region; neuron projection.